Messenger RNA from Suillus plorans, 876 nucleotides. RefSeq lists its product as uncharacterized. The record is from RefSeq and is a predicted model, not a curated record. Lineage: Eukaryota; Fungi; Basidiomycota; Agaricomycetes; Boletales; Suillaceae. The transcript has 3 exons. Bases 1 to 876 code for a protein of 291 amino acids.
AUGCCAGUGCCGGCGUUGCCCCUCGAACUCGAGAAAGAAAUUUUUAUUCUCGCUAUUGAUUGCAUACAGCAAGCUUACUCCCUUCUGUUUGUUUCACGGCGGUACUACUGUCGCAGGACUGAAAGGCUGCUUUAUCGAAAAAUCGUUUUGCCAAAUGAAACCAUUGCAGUCUCCUUUCUUGCCUCACUUCGUAUUCGGUCCCAGCGCUGCAGUGAUUUCGCUCAAGGGGCUGUGCAGUCACUGUGCAUCGAGGGCGACGUACUUCUGAGUACAGCCGCAGAUAUCCUUUCCCUGUGCAGCGGUACCACCAAUCUUGCAUUAUGGAUUGCACCAUCAGACUUCAACGGAACAACAAAUCCUCUGCUGCGGCCCUUAAAUGACCUCCCCCUAACAUCUUUAUCGCUUAGUUUAUCCUCGAUUUUCCAAUACACCCAAUUUGUCUCUCUUUCCACUUUCAAGGCCUUCAGUACAGCGACACGUCUUGAAAUUCUCAAUGCUUGGGUGUUAUGGAACUCCACAGUUGGUCUGGAGUAUCUUCAUGGACUGACACACUUGUGCUUACAUAUUCAUACGCGGAGGACUAAGCCAGAAUUAGUGACGACCCUUCUUGCUUCGUCAAACCUUCAAGUAGUUGUGUUUCGCAUCUCCGAGGAUAUCGACGCAGUGCAAACAUUUUUGAAGUCUAAUUCCCUCAGCGACUCUCGCAUCGUGCUGGCAUCUCAAGUUCCCACUGCCUGGGGUGAAUUUGGAGGUGACAACAUGUCUCUCUGGAAGGGUGCUGAUCAAGUAGUAGAUUGGAGACGCGCUAGUACACAAAGAGGGUCUGCACCGAGACAAAAUGAACCUUUAUACUGCUCGAGGAAACUUGCCUCCUGA